Molecule: messenger RNA, 5763 nt
Organism: Vicia faba (fava bean)
Lineage: Eukaryota; Viridiplantae; Streptophyta; Magnoliopsida; Fabales; Fabaceae
Source: the annotation of a GenBank genome assembly
AUGUCGUCCAGACCGGGACCGUCGGAGUCUCAUGGUCCGGUGAUGCAGAGGCGGAUUACGCGGACGCAAACAGCUGGAAACCUUGGAGAAGCUAUAUUUGAUAGUGAGGUUGUACCUUCUUCUCUUGUUGAAAUUGCUCCUAUUCUUCGUGUUGCUAAUGAGGUUGAGAAGACUCAUCCUAGAGUUGCUUAUCUCUGCCGCUUUUACGCGUUUGAGAAAGCUCAUAGGUUGGACCCGACUUCAAGUGGUCGUGGUGUUCGGCAAUUUAAAACGGCUCUUCUUCAACGAUUAGAAAGAGAAAAUGAUCCAACAUUGCAAGGAAGGAUAAAGAAAAGUGAUGCCCGUGAGAUGCAGAGUUUCUAUCAGCAUUACUACAAAAAAUAUAUCCAAGCUUUACAAAAUGCUGCUGAUAAAGCUGAUCGAGCACAACUAACCAAGGCAUAUCAGACUGCUAAUGUUCUUUUUGAAGUUUUGAAAGCUGUUAAUAUGACACAAUCUAUGGAAGUUGACCGUGAGAUUUUGGAGACUCAAGAUAAAGUUGCUGAAAAAACAGAGAUCUUAGUUCCUUUCAAUAUUCUUCCUCUUGAUCCUGAUAGUGCAAAUCAGGCGAUAAUGAGAUUUCCGGAGAUCCAAGCUGCUGUAUUUGCUCUUCGUAACACGAGGGGUCUUGCUUGGCCAAAGGACUACAAGAAAAGAAAAGAUGAAGACAUUCUGGAUUGGCUUGGGGCAAUGUAUGGGUUUCAGAAGCACAAUGUGGCAAAUCAGAGAGAGCAUUUGAUCUUAUUGCUUGCAAAUGUACACAUAAGACAAUUCCCUAAGCCUGAUCAACAACCAAAGUUGGAUGAUCGUGCACUAACAGAAGUGAUGAAGAAGCUUUUCAAAAAUUACAAAAAGUGGUGCAAGUAUUUGGGUCGAAAGAGUAGCCUUUGGUUGCCAACCAUACAACAAGAAGUGCAGCAACGCAAAUUACUAUACAUGGGUCUUUAUCUUCUAAUUUGGGGUGAAGCGGCCAAUCUAAGAUUCUUGCCAGAAUGCCUUUGCUAUAUCUAUCACCAUAUGGCUUUUGAAUUGUAUGGUAUGCUUGCUGGUAAUGUUAGUCCAAUGACGGGAGAGAAUAUCAAGCCAGCCUAUGGAGGUGAAGAGGAGGCUUUCUUAAGUAAAGUUGUAACUCCCAUAUAUAAUGUGAUUGCAAAGGAAGCUGAAAGGACCAAAAGAGGGAGGUCAAAGCAUUCACAGUGGAGGAAUUAUGAUGAUAUAAAUGAAUAUUUCUGGUCAGCGGAUUGUUUUCGGCUUGGUUGGCCAAUGCGCGCUGAUGCUGAUUUCUUUUGCCUUCCAGUUGAACAACCAUACUUUGAUAAGUUGAAGGGUAACAAGCCAGAUAAUAGGGACCGAUGGGUCGGAAAGGGCAACUUCGUUGAGAUAAGGUCCUUUUGGCAUAUUUUCAGAAGUUUUGAUCGCAUGUGGAGUUUUUUCAUUCUAAGCUUACAGGCUAUGAUUAUUGUUGCUUGGAAUGGAAAUGGGGAUCUAAGUGCAAUAUUUGAUGGUAAUGUUUUCAAGAAGGCACUUAGCGUGUUUAUAACAGCAGCUAUAUUAAAGCUUGGGCAAGCUAUUCUUGAUGUGAUCCUCAGUUGGAAAGCUCAACGGAGCAUGUUGAUGUAUGUUAAGUUAAGAUACAUUCUAAAGGUUGUUUCAUCUGCAGCAUGGGUGAUUGUUUUAUCGGUCACUUAUGCUUAUACUUGGGACAAUCCUCCUAGCUUUGCUCAAACCAUCCAAAGUUGGUUUGGAAGCAAAAAACAUUCACCUUCAGUGUUUAUUAUGGCUGUUAUUGUAUACUUGUCACCAAAUAUGCUAGCUGCCAUAUUGUUUCUGUUCCCACUCAUUCGGCGUUUUCUUGAGAGAUCAAAUUAUAGGAUUGUCAUGCUAAUGAUGUGGUGGUCGCAGCCCCGUCUCUAUGUUGGUAGGGGGAUGCAUGAGAGCACAUUUUCCCUUUUCAAGUACACGGUGUUUUGGUUUCUCUUGAUAAUUACAAAGUUAGCAUUCAGUUACUAUAUAGAGAUAAAACCUCUUGUGGAACCUUCCAAGGCUAUAAUGCAUGUAAGAAUCUCGCAUUUCCAGUGGCAUGAAUUCUUUCCGCGAGCUCGAAAAAAUAUUGGUGUUGUAAUUGCACUUUGGGCUCCAAUUAUUUUGGUUUACUUCAUGGAUACCCAGAUUUGGUAUGCCAUAUUCUCAACUUUAUUUGGUGGUAUUUAUGGGGCAUUUCGUCGCCUUGGUGAGAUAAGGACACUCGGAAUGCUUAGGUCUCGGUUUGAAUCAUUGCCUGGUGCUUUUAAUGCCUGUUUGAUCCCAGAGGAAAAGAGCGAGCUAAGAAAGAAAGGAUUAAAAGCAACUUUCUCUCGGAGAUUUGACCAGAUCCCAUCUAACAAAGGUAAAGAGGCUGCAAAAUUUGCACAACUUUGGAACCAAAUUAUCACUAGUUUUAGGGAAGAAGAUCUUAUCAGUAAUAGGGAAAUGGACCUUUUGCUUGUGCCUUAUUGGGCAGAUCCUGAGUUAGACCUUAUACAAUGGCCACCAUUUCUACUUGCUAGCAAGAUUCCAAUUGCAUUGGAUAUGGCUAAGGACAGCAAUGGAAAGGAUCGUGAGCUAAGAAAAAGAAUAGAGUUCGACAACUAUAUGUCUUGUGCUGUUCGUGAGUGUUAUGCUUCAUUUAAGAGCAUUAUUAGGUACUUGGUUCAAGGGGACCGUGAGAAGAAGGUUAUAGAAUACAUUUUAUCUGAGGUAGACAAACACAUUGAAGCUGGUGAUCUAAUUAAUGAAUUCAAAUUGAGUGCGCUUCCUAGCCUCUAUGGGCAAUUUAUUGAGCUAAUAAAAUAUUUGUUAGAGAAUAAGCAUGAAGACAGAGAUCAAGUUGUGAUUCUAUUCCAGGACAUGCUGGAGGUGGUGACAAGAGAUAUAAUGAUGGAGGAUCAUAUAUUCAGCUUGGUAGAUUUAAUCCAUGGUGGAUCUGGACAUGAGGGGAUGCUUCUUCUUGAGCAGCAACACCAGUUGUUUGCAUCUGAAGGGGCUAUCAGGUUUCCAAUUGAACCGAUUACAGAAGCUUGGAAAGAAAAGAUUAAACGGCUGUACUUGUUGCUUACAACUAAAGAAUCAGCAAUGGAUGUACCAUCUAACUUAGAAGCCAAAAGGCGUAUUUCAUUUUUCUCAAAUUCACUGUUUAUGGAUAUGCCUACAGCACCCAAAGUUCGCAACAUGCUUUCAUUCUCGGUUUUGACUCCAUACUACACUGAAGAGGUUCUCUUUUCCUUGCGUGAGUUGGAAUCGCCUAAUGAAGAUGGUGUUUCAAUUCUUUUCUACUUGCAAAAAAUCUUUCCAGAUGAAUGGAACAACUUUCUUCAGCGAGUGAAUUGUUCCAAUGAAGAGGAACUUAAAGAAUACGAUGAGUUAGAAGAAGAGCUUCGUCGCUGGGCAUCAUACCGAGGCCAAACGUUGACCAGAACUGUUAGAGGCAUGAUGUACUACAGAAAAGCCUUGGAGCUUCAGGCUUUUCUUGAUAUGGCCAAAGACGAAGAUUUGAUGGAAGGUUACAAGGCCAUAGAAAAUUCAGAUGAUAAUUCCAAGGGGGAAAGGUCACUAUGGACACAAUGUCAAGCUGUAGCUGAUAUGAAAUUCUCAUAUGUUGUAUCAUGCCAACAGUAUGGGAUUGACAAGCGAUCUGGUGCUGCUCGUGCGCAGGACAUAUUGAGGCUUAUGGCAAGAUAUCCUUCACUUCGAGUUGCCUAUAUUGAUGAGGUAGAGGAACCUAGCAAAGAGAGACCAAAAAAGAUCAGCAAGGUUUAUUACUCCUGCUUGGUGAAGGCUAUGCCAAAAUCCAGUAGUCCUUCUGAGACGGAGCCUGAGCAAUGUCUGGACCAGGUCAUAUAUAAAAUAAAGCUUCCUGGGCCUGCUAUUUUGGGUGAGGGCAAACCUGAAAAUCAGAAUCAUGCCAUAAUGUUCACACGCGGAGAAGGCUUGCAAACAAUAGAUAUGAACCAGGAUAAUUACAUGGAAGAAGCUUUGAAAAUGAGAAAUUUGUUGCAAGAGUUCCUUAAGAAGCAUGAUGGAGUGAGGUACCCGAGUAUUCUUGGACUUCGGGAGCAUAUAUUUACUGGAAGUGUUUCUUCUCUUGCGUGGUUCAUGUCAAAUCAGGAAACCAGUUUUGUGACAAUUGGUCAGAGAUUGUUAGCUAAUCCACUGAGGGUUCGCUUCCACUAUGGCCAUCCUGAUGUCUUUGAUAGGAUUUUUCACCUCACUAGAGGGGGUGUAAGUAAAGCCUCCAAGGUUAUCAAUUUGAGUGAAGAUAUAUUUGCUGGCUUUAACUCUACCCUUCGUGAAGGAAAUGUUACUCAUCAUGAAUACAUACAAGUUGGGAAAGGAAGAGAUGUGGGUCUCAACCAGAUUUCUAUGUUUGAAGCAAAGAUAGCUAAUGGCAAUGGAGAACAAACACUGAGUCGAGAUAUAUACCGACUUGGUCACCGAUUUGACUUCUUCAGAAUGUUGUCUUGUUAUUUCACCACAAUUGGGUUUUACUUCAGUACUCUUAUUACUGUUCUCACCGUGUACGUAUUUCUCUAUGGCCGCCUUUAUCUUGUUCUUAGCGGGCUUGAAGAAGGUUUGAGUACACAAAAAAUCAUUCGAGAUAAUAAGCCUCUUCAAGUGGCUCUUGCAUCCCAGUCCUUUGUUCAAAUUGGGUUUUUGAUGGCUUUGCCCAUGUUGAUGGAAAUUGGCUUGGAAAGGGGAUUCCGAACAGCGCUUAGCGAAUUCAUAUUAAUGCAGCUGCAGCUAGCUCCAGUUUUCUUCACAUUUUCGCUUGGGACAAAAACUCACUAUUAUGGAAGGACGUUGCUUCAUGGAGGUGCAAAAUAUAGAGCUACUGGUCGAGUAUACCAAAUUUUUGGCAAUGCUUAUAGAAGUGGGGUUGCAUAUCUGUUGAUUACCAUACCAACAUGGUUUAUGGUGGGCACCUGGCUUUAUGCCCCCUUCUUGUUCAAUCCUUCUGGUUUUGAGUGGCAAAAGAUUGUUGAUGAUUGGACUGAUUGGAAUAAAUGGAUUAGCAUCCGAGGUGGUAUUGGUGUACCGCCUGAAAAGAGUUGGGAAUCCUGGUGGGAGGAGGAACAAGAGCAUCUAAAAUAUUCAGGAAUGCGCGGAAUCAUAGCUGAGAUAUUUUUAUCUUUGCGGUUUUUCAUCUAUCAGUAUGGUCUUGUUUAUCACUUGAACUUUGUUAAGUCUACCAAAAGUGUCCUGGUUUAUGGCAUAUCAUGGUUGGUGAUCUUUCUUAUAUUAGUUGUGUUGAAGACGGUGUCUGUUGGGAGAAGGAAAUUUAGUGCAGAUUUUCAACUUGUCUUUCGGCUGAUGAAGGGAUUGAUAUUCGUGACAUUUGUCUCAAUUCUAGUAACCAUGAUUGCUCUUGCUCACAUGACGUUGCAGGACAUUGUUGUUUGCAUUCUUGCCUUCAUGCCAACUGGUUGGGGAAUGCUACAGAUUGCACAAGCAUUAAAGCCUCUGAUAGGCCGAGCGGGGAUUUGGGAAUCAGUAAAAACUCUAGCACGUGCUUACGAGGUUGUCAUGGGUUUGCUUUUGUUCACUCCUGUUGCCUUCCUUGCUUGGUUUCCUUUUGUGUCAGAAUUUCAGACACGUAUGCUUUUCAAUCAAGCAUUCAGCCGAGGUUUGCAAAUUUCUCGUAUUCUUGGGGGCCAAAAGAAAGGCCGAUCCUCUCGCAACAAGGAGUAG